This is a messenger RNA of Wickerhamiella sorbophila, 792 nucleotides long. Its product is annotated as Protein hob3. Gene Ontology annotation, molecular function: protein binding; lipid binding. Gene Ontology annotation, biological process: plasma membrane tubulation; actin filament organization; actin cortical patch localization. Lineage: Eukaryota; Fungi; Ascomycota; Dipodascomycetes; Dipodascales; Trichomonascaceae. The record is from RefSeq and is a predicted model, not a curated record. The transcript has a single exon. Gene Ontology annotation, cellular component: actin cortical patch; medial cortex; Rvs161p-Rvs167p complex. Bases 1 to 792 code for a protein of 263 amino acids.
AUGAGUUGGAACGGAUUCAAGAAGGCAGUCAGCCGUGCCGGCACCUCUGUGAUGAUGAAGGCCGGUCAAAUUGAGCAGACUGUGGACCGGGAGUACGAAAUGCAGGAGCGUCGCUUCCGUACAAUGGAGCGGGCGACCAACAACCUCCAGAAGGAAGCGAAAGGAUACUUGGACUCUUUACGUGCGAUGACUUCGGCUCAGGUAAAGAUCGCCGAAGUGAUUGAUGUGUUCUAUGGCGACUCUGGCGCCUCCGAUGAUGUUUCCACGAGGUACCUCACCGCGGUUAGAGAGCUUGACUCCGAGACAGUAAAGGAGCUUGAUGAGCCCUACCGCGAAUGUGUUCUUGAGCCAAUCACUCGUUUUACGUCCUAUUUUGUCGACGUGAAUGAAGCAAUCAAGAAGCGCUCCCACAAGCUCAUGGAUUAUGAUAAGCUCAGAGCAAAGACCAAGAAGCUCAUCGAUAAGCCAAGUGACGACAGCGGAAAGCUUCCACUGGCUGAGCGUGAAGAGAAUCAGGCCAGAGAGAUCUAUACACAUCUGAACGACCAACUCACAGCUGAGCUUCCUCAGCUCAUUGACUUUCGCGUGCCUUACCUCGACCCGUCGUUCGAAGCUCUUGUCAAAAUCCAGUUGCGCUUCUGUCAAGAAGCUUAUACGCGGUUGGCUGAAGUUCAGCAGUAUUUGGAGCCACAAGUCCGCGACGACUACGCUUCUGGUCAGCUCGAUACCGACGUCGAAGCUGCUCUGGUCAAGAUGCGCGAAUUGACCAUCGCUGGUUUAGCCAAGGCUUAA